CACAUCGCAUUCCACGCUAAAAACCCGCACCACACGCAUACAAGGGGGUGAUUUCAAUAUUCACGUUCGAUAGCUAAGAAAGAAGGCUUUUUAGUGUCGUUUGCGUUUCCAGCACUAAUUUCCGCCGAAAAAGUGAUUGCAAACGUCGAAAAAUGCAUCUGGCUAUCGGCGUGAUAUUGUUGUGUUGCGGGAGCCACGCCUACCCAGCGCCAUCACCCGUUGAGUUACCAUGGAGUCCCUUCGCGCACUACGGGGAGCCACAGAUAUCGCAGGAUUACGAAUAUGUAGGUCCUGCCUUGAUUGGUGAAAUGAUUAAUCCAAGAGUUACACGGAAUCCUUCACCAGGAGCAAUUGAUAUCGUUACAAAUGGAGUUGUAGCAGGUUUAAACUUCUUUGACAAUCUUGUCCCGCCAGUUUAUGAAAGCGCCGUACGUCCCAUCGAUCCGAAUGCUGUCGACACGCUCAAGAAUUUCACCCGGUCGAGACGACACGAGAAUGAAUCAACUACAACCGAAUCGCCAUUAACUGAGUCUACAGAAAUCCUAACCACAACUAUAACACCCACGACUGAAUCAAUAGCGAUAGUGACACCUAUGGUUAUUAUGCAAGAUAAAAUGGAUGUGGGUCAAGUAGCGACACCUCGCGCCGACACGUCUGAACUGGAACAAAUGAUCAAACAACUUAAUAAUGCUUUAUUGUACAUACAACAACAUGGAAAUGAAAAAAUCCAUGAGGAAAUCAGCAAUACAACAUCAACUGAAAAAUUAGUGCAGUACAUUUCUACUCAGGUUGAAUUAUUGUCAAAAAAUAAAAAUAUUGAAGGACGUCCACAGAAAAUCAAACAAAUCUCAAAAGCUUUGGAUAUUCUUUUGAAUAGGAUUGCAAAAUCAGCGAAACCUUUAAUACCAAAACAAGAUAGUCAAGAAAAAACGAAAACUGAUCCUAUUUUAAUGGCGCGUAUUGUACAACACGUAGCAGAAUUAAAGAAAUCUGUAAUAUCGGAUAAGGAAAACAACGGUUAUGAAUUGACAUCUGCUGAAUUGGAUAGCGGGUUGCCUGCUAGGUUCAGACCUGUGAGACAAGGUGGUGAUGACGAGAAUACCAUCAAUGAUCAAGAUGAUCAAGAUUCAGAUGAAAAUGAUGUUAAUAAAGAUGUGGAACAGAUUGCUCCGAAAGUUACCACUACAACAAUGAAGCCUGGUGAAGUCACUGCCAGACAAGAGGAGAGUUCUGAUCAACAGAGUUCUUCACAAGAAGGUGGUGGUAAUCUUGUUGCAAAUUUACUUUCUUCAUUUUUGGGAAGUUUGAGUAAACCUAAUGGUGCUGUUGAUGUUGAUGCUAUUGUUGCUUUAGUCAGUGGUCUAAGUGUGCAAAGAGACGAUGGUACCUUUGAUUUCAGUGGUCUAACUGACCUUCUGCAGAGCUUCCUAGGGGGUGAUGGAGACGGUGAGGGUGGAUCUGAUGUAGGAGCCUUCUUGGGUGGACUCCUUGGAGCUAUAAUUCAAGGUAGUGCCAAUCCUCCAGGACCAAAAGGUACAGGACGUUUGACAGGUAAUUUAGUAGCUGGUAUCCUUCCUGGAUUAAGUGGACCUCCGCCGCCAUCUUCGUCAGAGGAAGCAGGUAACGGCGCUAUGCAACCAGGUAAACCCAUUGAUUCGGGUUCGUUUCUCGCUGGGCUACUCACAAGUAUGUUGGGUGCGUCCAGUGGUACCAGCAGUGGGUCUCAUCCUAUGAACGGGGCUGAUAAUCACAAAAUGGGCUCUGCAGGUUUCUUCAUGAAGUUGAAGCAAGAACUGUUCAAAACGAUAUUCGGACUGAUUACCUCCAUUUUGGGUGCUUCAUCAGGCGGGAUUUCACAAGCAAGUGGCGCUAGCAGCGGUGCUAGCUCGCAGAAGUUCGGCGGGAAACACUAAACCUCCAUUUUGAAUGCAAAAAAAACAUAAUAUCGUUGUGAAUUUAUAAAUUUAUUCAUGUUUAUUUUUAUACUGAUGCUUAACGUUUACAAAGCAGAACAUUUUAUCAACGUCGAAACAAAACAAACAAAAAAAUUACAAUAAAAGAAAGUAUUGUGAAUUCUUUAUGGAACAUUUGAGUUUGUACUAAAAAAUAAAAACGGUUUUAAUUAUA
Molecule: messenger RNA, 2127 nt
Organism: Dalotia coriaria
Lineage: Eukaryota; Metazoa; Arthropoda; Insecta; Coleoptera; Staphylinidae
Exons: 12
Coding region: 153-1913 (586 amino acids)
Source: RefSeq, a predicted model, not a curated record